Macroventuria anomochaeta is the source of this 2788-nucleotide messenger RNA. RefSeq lists its product as uncharacterized. The transcript has a single exon. Lineage: Eukaryota; Fungi; Ascomycota; Dothideomycetes; Pleosporales; Didymellaceae. The record is from RefSeq and is a predicted model, not a curated record. Bases 94 to 2556 code for a protein of 820 amino acids.
CACUAAUCCACGCGAACGCACUCACACUUCGCCGCGAAGGAUGCUUCUCUAGCAGAAGCUGCUCACUAUGAAGCCUGACACGGUAGCCCGAACAUGGAUCAUUGGGGCGACCCUUGGGCCGACAAUGCCAACGACAAGUCGCCGACAAAGAACGCGGUAACGUCACCGCUGCCGCCAGCAUUUACUUUCGCACCGGUGCCUCUGAACGGCUUUGUGGACGACGCGGGCUGGGGGAACAAUGACGAUGAUGGCUUCGGCGAUUGCGCGACUUCAGAUGCGGGCAAUGUGGCCUCGACUGGUGCAGUACCAACACCAGCUGGAGGUCAAGUCCCAGACAGUGCUGAUUGGGCGACCGUGACAUAUGAGGAAACGGAAGACGACCGCAAGAAGUGGCCGGAGCCGGCAUCGCGCACGUCUCAAGACUUGGCAAACGUCGACUCGGAACCCUCAGAUUCAUCGACGGUAUCUCAGCUUGACGAAGCUGUCAACGUAGACACCGCUGAAGAACCUGCGCCUCAGUUGCAGCCAGAAGCCGAAUCGUCUGUACGAUCAUCGACAUCGCCCUCCGAAACGAGUCGCAACGAAUUGCCCAUCGAGUCACCGCGGACUUCGAUAGAGGAUGAACGGGCCAUAAAGAAGGAAGACGUUCCUCACAAUGAGGCAUUCACCGUUCCUGCAGAAUCAGACGCCAUCGUUGCAGACGCCAGUCUAGAAGUUCAGACAGAAGAGGGAGUCACGGAUUCAAAAGAUGCAAGUGAUGUCGAGACGGUAGACGAGCUUGUCGCAGACAUAGGCGAUACGGAAGAGCCAUCCUCAAGGUCGUCGGACGAUCCAAGCGAGUCGGGUGUUGGGGGACAGCUAGAUUCGGCAUCCGAGGCUGCAACUACGGCAGGUGCAGUUCGACCACAUGCCCAGUCGGCCACGUUCGUCACGGAUGAAGCCCUCCUGGCUCAGUUGUUUCCCUUGGAACAAGAGUCGGGCAAGCAACUUGAUGCGCACGACGAUCCAAUCUACUCCACCUCUGCUCGCAAAGCCUGGUACAGGCUGACUCGGAAGCAAACGAUGCGUGAGUUCAACCACGGCGAUAACGACGACAACUAUGUUCGCGUGACAUGGACAAACUCACACGUCCGGGCUGAGGUCAACAAGGUGGUGGGUCGGUGGGCGCGAGAAGACCGCAUCUCGGGUACUGGUCCAGGCGCAAGAGCUUCGUUCUAUUGGGAUACACCGGCGCCUGCAGAACCCAGGGCACCUUCCAGUCAUCUGCGUACACAGUCUUCAGUUCCUGCGACGAAGACCGCCCUUCCUGCUAGACAGAGUUUGCCGCCAUUGGCUACGGACAAGCCUGCAGCAUUUGAUCGGGGUUCUCCAGCAUCUGCCGGGCCGUGGAAGUUGGAGAAUCCGGCACAACGAUCGACCUCCACACCCUUGGCGCUGAAGAAUCCUGCUGUGACCAUGAUUCAACGGCAGAAAGGUCGCGCCGUGUCGGUAGACCUUACGCCGCGCAGACCGGAACAGACGACACACAAGCGAACAGCAACAGUGUCCCACACAGCUCCUAAAACAAAGGCUGUAGCAAAUCUAAUCUCACCCCCUAUAUCACAAUCAUCUGCUGAGGUAUCAGACCCUUGGGCCAACUUCAACGACUUUGACAGUCAUUCGACUUCUACAGUUCAAGCUGCUGAUGAUACUCCUGUUGACGACGAUGAUGACUGGGGUGAGAUGGUACAGACACCUACGUUGCCAACCCCGCAGCAACUAGACCCGUUCUCACAGUCUUCAACAACCAACCACACUCUGUCAACACCACCGCCGCCCAAGCCGAGUCCGCCUGGGAAUAUCCCAGCUCAAGCUGAACCUGUCGAGCCGAUGUUUGCCUCUCCUAUUGCACGGCUGCAGAGCACCAUCUCGCCAACAUCAGCCCUGUUCAAGGCUAAUAGCUUUGUUCCAUUGCAUGCUGAGCAUGGUCCUAUCGGUCCAGGUAUCUUGAAACCAUCAAAUCGGUCUGUCCGCCCGACUCCAGACAAGAAGCUCAAGAUCGAUGUACCUAUUCCAUCGAGUGCAGAGAAGGUCGAUGUGGCUGCCGUAGCCAUAAGUGACAACGAGGGUGGCAGCAACGAUGAGUUUCCUACUAGGAAAGCACUGCAGCCCGUGUCGCUGCCUUUGAAAUCCGAAGAAGCCGGACAUGCCGUCCCAACAGUCUCGAAUCUGACGCCGACUGCACAACCAGCCACACCCAUCCAACCAUCUGCAGACUCAUGGGCAGAUGCCGACUUUUCGUUCUUCGAGUCUGCGUUGACGGUCACCGCAUCACAACCGUCCUCGCAGACGCAGGAUCCUUCUGAUCCAUUUUCUUUCUUCAAUACUCCGGUUCCGACAUCUACACCCCCUACGUCGAAGCUGUUUCCCGGGUCGCCUCCUCGUGACACUACACCCCCACCGUUGCCGCCUUUGACCAACGCCACCAGCUCGUUGCAGCGACGAAAAGCUGAAGAGGAUCAGAUGAUUAGCGACAUCUUGAGCGGGCUGCCGGAUCUCAGUUAUAUAUUGCGAUAAUGGCACGCCAAAACUUCGGACUACUGAACUAUCACUUGCAUACUGUACGGCGUUGGAACACAUUCAUAUCUAGAGUAGGUUAUUGACGUCGCAUCAUUCACGAGAGAACUAUAUAUGUACAUAAAAAUAUUCGCUAUUUUCAUCGACACCAUGUACAACACAACAGCCCGAGGCUCUUCGCUCGAAUUUCCUGACAAGGCAUUGUAGACUACCUUCCAUAGCUAACUUCAGG